Molecule: messenger RNA, 1974 nt
Organism: Kwoniella shivajii
Lineage: Eukaryota; Fungi; Basidiomycota; Tremellomycetes; Tremellales; Cryptococcaceae
Exons: 5
Coding region: 1-1974 (657 amino acids)
Biological process (GO): regulation of DNA-templated transcription
Molecular function (GO): sequence-specific DNA binding; DNA-binding transcription factor activity
Source: RefSeq, a predicted model, not a curated record
AUGACAACAAACUUGUACGCCGUGGCCGGGCCAUCCAAACCAUCGUCAAUCUCCACUGUAUCAUCUACAUCACCAAAGUCUGAAUCGCCAUCACCAUUGAAAUCGAUAAAUGCCCUUCCUUCCAGCUCCGUCGGAGGUGUAUCAAAACCAGGAUUGAACUUGGAUGAGAAUGGUGAGAUUCUAAAAGUACCUGCGUUUUUGAAUAAGUUGUAUACCAUGGUCAGCGACGACACCGUGAAUGAAUUGAUAUACUGGAGCCAGGAUGGCGAUAGCUUCUUUGUGCCUAAUGCCGAGCAAUUCGGUAGAGAGCUUUUACCGAGAUGGUUCAAGCAUUCUAAUUUCUCCAGUUUUGUCAGGCAGCUCAAUAUGUAUGGUUUUCACAAAGUCCCUCAUCUUCAAUCUGGUGCUUUGAAGAAUGAGACACCAGUCGAACUCUGGGAGUUUGCCAAUCCCUUUUUCAAGAAGGGACACCCAGAUCUGCUUGCCAAAGUGACGAGAAAGAACAACCGCCCUGGAAACCUACCUUUACCUCCUACCACCGGUUCUGGAUCGCUCAAUACUCGCUCUGCGACCCAAGCUGCCGUAACUCCUGCUGCACCGCCGGGAAAAUAUCUGAUUACGGACGGAACAGUAGAAGGUGAAGCUGGACAAUUAGUCGGACCUUCGGGACAAGUGUUGGAUCUCAGCGCAAUUCAUUCUGGCAUAGCUGCUAUCAGACAAACCCAAGCCAAUAUUGGAGCGGACUUACGAAAGCUGCAGGCGUCAAAUGAAGCUUUAUGGAGACAAGCUUACGAGACUCAAGAGAAGCAGAGAAAACACGAAGAGACGAUUGACUUGAUUGUUUCCUUCCUCGAAAGGUUGUUUGGUACCGAAGGAGAAGGGCUCAAAGGGCUGAAAGAAGCUAUGAAAAGAGGUGCUAUUGGUCGGCCAAGGGAAGACAUGAAAGCUGAAGAGAAUGUUGGAGGAAGUGCUAAGAAGAGAAGGAGGGUUGGUAUAGAUAGGAUGAUUCAGAACGGUAAUGAAGAAGAAGAUGAGGAUGAUGAUGAUAGGCUUGUAGAGAUAGGUUCUACCUACUCCAUUCCACCUUUCAAACGAUCUUCUUCCGGCAAUACUCCAGACGCAUGGUCAUCGUCGGCUCAACGCUUCACUACGAUACCAACGGAAGACGACUCGUCCACACCUUCUGGCAGUACGCGGGCACCUUCGAAAGGCAUCACGCCAGGUGCGGAACAAACUCUUGCUGCAAAUCAUCUUUCUCCAUUAUCGGAUUCGGAUCAUCUCCUUCCUACGGAUAAUAAUGCUUUAGCCCGAUAUACUGCUCCAAACCAGUUCAAUCAAGUGCCUGACUUUAACCAGCAAACAUCGCAACCAUUGCUGAGUCCGAACUCCGCUCAAGCCGCUGCAUCAGCAUACAACCUUGAUCCUUCGCUGUUACAGACAACUAUCGGCUCCUUGCUGCAAUCUCCUGCAGCAGCACAAAUGUUCCUUAACUCUCUUAACAGCUCGGUACAAGGUCAAGCCUUACAGACACCUAAUACCAAGACUGCGAUUCCUGUGCCUGUCCAACCAACACAGCCAAACUUUCAAUAUCCCAAGCAACAAAAUCAAGCUCUGGACAAUGCGUCCCUCGAUCCUACUUUGGCAUUGUUUUCGCCCAUACCAAAUCAAGAUCAACUGACGCAAAACACCAACGAUUUGAUGAAAUCUUAUCAAGAUGCAAUCAGUGUGAACGGGGGAGUGGAUCAUUUACAGGAGAGCAUAGAUGAUCUUGUCCGAUCCAUGGGGCUGCAGAUCCCCAGUGGAGGGGAAAAUGGUCAGAAACCUGAAAUCGACAAUCUGAAUGGAUUGGGAAUGGGUCAAGGAGGGGAAGUGCUGGUUGAUCCGGACUUCAACGUCGAUGAAUUCCUGGAACAUCUAGCCAAGAGUGAAGAGGAUGGUGGCGCGAUGCAUGUCAAUAUGGGAGGGGCUGUAUGA